AUGUCUCCCUCUGCUCUCCCCACCCACCACGCAGCCGUCCUCCGUGGCGCCAAGGAUCUCGUCUACGAGGAGCGCACCCUCUGGCCCCCACAACAGGGUCAGGCUCAAGUUGCCGUAAUGGCCACCGGUCUUUGCGGCAGCGAUUUGCACUACUACGCCCAUGGCCGCAACGGCGACUUCGUCGUCCAGUCGCCCCUCGUCCUCGGUCAUGAAGCCGCCGGUAUCAUCACCGCCGUUGGCCCCGGUGUCAAGAACCUCGUCAUCGGCCAGCGCGUCGCCAUCGAGGCCGGUAUCAUGUGCAACAACUGCUCAUACUGCUCAAAGGGGCGCUACAACCUCUGCAAGAACAUGCGCUUCUGCAGCUCGGCCAAGACCUUCCCCCACAACGACGGUACCCUCCAGGAGCGAAUGAACCACCCCGCACACGUCCUUCACCCACUACCGGACAGCUGCUCCUUCGAGCAGGCCGCUCUCGCCGAGCCGCUCUCCGUCCUCCUCCACGCCGGCCGCCGCGCCGAGCUCACCCCCUCAUCAAACUCGACCGUCCUCGUCUUCGGCGUCGGGUCGAUCGGCCUCCUCGCCUGCGCGCUCGCCAAGUCGUACGGCGCGACCCGCGUCUGCGCGAUCGACAUCAACCAGACCCGCCUCAACUUCGCGCUCGAGCACGGUUUCGCGCAGCAGGUCCACUGCCUGCCGAUGGGCGACAAGGCCAAGACGCCCGAUGACGCGCUCCGGCGCGCCAAGGAGAACAUCACCGACGCCCUCGCCGAGUUCAACAUGCCCGACGGGUUCGACAUCGUGUUCGAGUGCACCGGCGCAGAGCCGUGCAUCCAGAUGUCCAUUCACGCCGCCGUCACCGGCGGCAAGGUCAUGCUCGUCGGCAUGGGCACGCGCAACAUCACCCUCCCGCUCUCCGCCGCCGCGCUGCGCGAGGUCGACAUCCACGGCUCCUUCCGCUACGCGCACACGUACCCGACCGCGCUCGCGCUCCUCGCCGAGGGCAAGCUGCCGAACGUCGAGAAGCUGAUCUCGCACCGCUUCGGGCUCGAGGACACCGCGAAGGCGUUCGAGCUCCUCAUGAAGGGCAAGGACGACGACGGCAACAUGGUCCUCAAGGUCAUGGUCGGCUCCUCCGAGUCGCUAUGA
This is a messenger RNA of Epithele typhae, 1146 nucleotides long. RefSeq names its product GroES-like protein. The record is from RefSeq and is a predicted model, not a curated record. The transcript has 3 exons. Gene Ontology annotation, biological process: D-sorbitol catabolic process. Lineage: Eukaryota; Fungi; Basidiomycota; Agaricomycetes; Polyporales; Epitheliaceae. The coding region runs from base 1 to 1146 and encodes 381 amino acids. Gene Ontology annotation, molecular function: zinc ion binding; L-iditol 2-dehydrogenase (NAD+) activity.